Molecule: messenger RNA, 2037 nt
Organism: Talaromyces stipitatus ATCC 10500
Lineage: Eukaryota; Fungi; Ascomycota; Eurotiomycetes; Eurotiales; Trichocomaceae
Product: catabolite repressor protein (CreC), putative
Exons: 8
Coding region: 234-1979 (581 amino acids)
Biological process (GO): carbon catabolite repression of transcription
Cellular component (GO): cell tip; cell division site; nucleus
Molecular function (GO): protein binding
Source: RefSeq, a predicted model, not a curated record
AACGUGUGUCGACCGCUAUUUCUAGCAUGUGUAUGGAAAUUAUUCACUAGCUUUGCUGCCUCUGAACGAUUCGUUACUCGCGUCUAAGAGCGCAUCCUCUGGACUUGUGUUGAUUCCUCAGCUCUAUAAUUCGGCUCUAAGAAUUGUAGAUCGAUUAGCGUAUCUGCAUUUGACCGGGUCAAUCUUACGGCAUAUUUAUUAUUUCUUACUAGAAAGAAACAUUAUCAGCAGCCAUGUUUGUUCUUCCUCCACCACCGCCACGCUACUCGAUACCCGUCGCCUAUGCGGCGGGUGCUGCCAAUGGCAUGGCCGUGCCCAUCAUCGAGACGAAUAAUGUUGUCAAGCAUCCCGAAGGCGGCUGUCCGUUGCAGGUUGGAGAGGGAACAUAUGAGCUCGUCGAUGACCUACACCUAGCGACUCCUCCGCCACACCCGUCCGAAGCCCCCGUCGUAAAUCCCAAUCCUCUUGCAACAGGUCCAACACCUCCUACCGCCGGCGUGAAGUUGUCUCUCGUUAUUACCAGCAACCAUAAAAGCCCACCAAAUCUUGGAAGUUGGAGUUAUAUUUCAGCACCGGCUUUCGGAGAGGGCAAUCCAGCUUUGAUGAUUGCGCCUGUCAGAGAAGGAUUAAAAAGAAGGAAACCCAAGAACAACAUAGUCAAGAGUAGCUCGUCGUUUGUCUCACGAGUCAUCACACACGAGACUCAUGCCAAGCGUCUGGCCGAUAGGAAUCCGGACGGACUUUAUGCUUUCGCAAACAUAAACAGGGCAUUCCAGUGGCUUGAUCUAAGUGCUCCGAAUAAAGAGGAGCCUAUUGCGAAAAUCCUUUUCACAAAAGCGCAUAUGCUAUGUCAUGAUGCUAACGAAUUGACCAAGUCGCCAUCUCAUAUUGAUAUUGUUAUGGGGUCAUCUGCGGGCGACAUUAUCUGGUAUGAGCCUAUAUCCGCGAAGUAUGCUCGAAUCAACAAGAACGGUGCUGUCAAUAACUCCGCAGUCACUCAUAUUAAAUGGAUGCCGGGGUCCGAGAAUCUGUUCCUCGCAGCACAUGCCAAUGGUCAGCUGGUUGUUUAUGACAAGGAGAAAGACGACGCGCUUUUCACCCCGGAAACUGAAGACGGUGCGUCUUCUUCAAGCAGGGCAAUGCAGAUAUUGAAAUCGGUAAACUCUAAGAAUCAGAAGACCAACCCUGUUGCUGUCUGGAAACUGUCACAUCAACGCAUUAAUUCGUUUGCUUUCUCUCCUGAUAAGCAACAUUUGGCCGUGGUGCUUGAAGAUGGCACAUUGCGUGUCUUGGAUUAUCUUAAAGAGGAAGUUACGGAUAUAUUUGCAAGCUAUUACGGUGGCAUGAUAUGCGUCUGCUGGUCGCCAGACGGCAAGUACAUGGUCAGCGGCGGACAAGAUGACCUGGUGACAAUAUGGUCGUUGGCAGAGCGAAAGAUCAUUGCGCGAUGCCAAGGUCACAACUCCUGGGUGUCGGCCGUUGCAUUCGAUCCCUGGAGAUGUGACGAGCGAAACUAUCGACUUGGAAGUGUCGGUGAUGACUGCCGGUUACUGCUGUGGGAUUUUAAUGUUGGCAUGCUUCAUCGUCCGAAAGCACUUCAAGCAAACGCUCGUCAUCGCAACAGCAUCACGACCGUACACAACCAAUUAAGCCGCCAUCGAACUGACAGCCUCAGUAACCGCAAGAGAUCGGAUUCUGAUCGAACCGAAAAGCCUAUCGACGAUGAAGAAGACAAUAUUCGUCAUCCGGUCGAAUCUCGAACAAUGACUGCACUAUUGCCUCCUAUUAUGUCCAAAGAAGUCGGGUCAGAUCCGAUAUCCUGGCUAGGAUUCCAGGAAGAUUUUAUAUUCACUUCUUCAUUGGAAGGCCACAUCCGUACAUGGACACGACCACGCGAAAGCGUCACAAACGAGUCUCGCGCAGACAUCUCAUCGACCAGGUCUGCUACAGGCUCUGGAGUAGCAGGAGAACACCAAUAAAUCCGAAUCUCAUCUUCUUGUCGAGAUUAUGAGAACAAAUAUAUUUGCGCAAUGAUUG